Molecule: messenger RNA, 369 nt
Organism: Chelonia mydas (Green sea turtle)
Lineage: Eukaryota; Metazoa; Chordata; Testudines; Cheloniidae
Gene: PCP2
Product: Purkinje cell protein 2
Exons: 4
Coding region: 1-369 (122 amino acids)
Molecular function (GO): guanyl-nucleotide exchange factor activity; protein binding
Source: RefSeq, a predicted model, not a curated record
AUGACCACGUUAGAAGCCAAAGCCGAGGAGGAGGAGAAAAAGGAGCCAUCACCGGCUUCCAACUCAUCCAGCGGGUCGGGCUCCCCAGAGCAGGAAGGCUUCUUCAACCUGCUGACCCACGUGCAGGGCGGGCGCAUGGACAAGCAGCGCUGCAACAUCCAGAUCGUACACGGCAAGAGCGGUGCUGACCCGGAGAAGCAGGACAGCCCGAGCCCCCCGCCGGAGAUGGACAGUUUCCUGGAUAUGCUGGCACACACACAGAGCCGGCGGAUGGACGACCAGCGCGUCAGCUUCAACUACCUCCCAGGCUUCCAGAACACUGACCGCAAUGCCCCCAGCAAGCCGGCCUCCGGGCCCCCCCAGAAGUGA